GGGGCUGCGCUGACGUCAUCCACACUCCGCUCCCCCUCCCCGCCAGCUGAGGGGCGGUGGCCGCUCAGGCUACGCCGGGCGACUGUACGGACAGACGGACCGAGGGACAGAGGGACAGGCGGGCGCACGUCGAGGCCAUGCCCGGGGAGGCUGCCUGCGCCGAGUUACCGCUGCCUGAGGCUAGUGGGCCUGGGCCCCGCACAGAGCUCUCUUGUGAUGCAGCUGCUGCCACCAUCCUGAGAGAGGACCGGCGGGAGCCCCAUGCCCUGAUCCCAGAGCCCAGCUCCCUGACCCUCACGUUCCUGCCCAGCAAGCCAGGUGCCCGGCCCCAGCCUGAGGGAGCCAGCUGGGAUGCAGUGCCUGGUGGGGCCCCUUCAGCCUGGGCAGACCCAGCGGAAGGCAGCCCAAACCCAACACUCCUCUCCGAGGGCCCCCUCCCACAGGCUUUGCCUGAUGAGGGUCAGCCCCCUGAGGCUCUGCUCACUAAGGGCCCUCUCCCUGCCACCCUGGAGCCCCGGAUUGUGAUGGGCGAGGAGACAUGCCAGGCACCCCAGUCACCCAGGGCAGGCCUACCAGUGCUCAGGGAUCAGGAGGGUGGGCUCACCGACCUGUACCCACCUUCCGAGCUGUAUUCUCAGGGUGAUCCUCCUGUGCCUUCCCCUCCCCCAGACCCUGAUUCCUACUUCACCCCUCCCUCCACUCCCACCAAGACAACCUACAUCCUGCUUCCCAGCCAUGGGCCCCAUAGGGACACCUGGGACCCAGAGGAUGAGCUGUUGGACUCUCCACCUGCCUCGCCCUCAGGCUCAUACAUCACGGCAGAUGGGGACAGCUGGACCUCAUCACCAUCCUGUUCCCUCAGCCUGCUGGCCCCAGCUGAAGGGCUGGACUUCCCCUCAGACUGGGGCCUCUCCCCACAGGGGUCUGUAGCAGAUGAACAAGAGCCCCAUCCCACUGUGCCUCCCGAAUCCCUAUCUUCUGAGUCUAGUCUUUCAGCAGACAGUAGCUCUUCCUGGGACCAGGAGGGCCACUUCUUCGACCUGGACUUCCUAGCCAAUGACCCAAUGAUCCCUGCAGCCCUCCUGCCCUUUCAGGGCAGCCUCAUCUUCCAGGUGGAGGCAGUGGAGGUGACACCACUGCCCCCAGAAGAGGAGGAGGUGGCAGCUAAUGUUCCUGCUCCAGAUGGGGACCUGGCCGGAGAGGGUGAGGAGGAUAGCACAUCUGCCUCCUUCCUGCAGUCACUAUCUGACCUGUCCAUCAUUGAGGGCAUGGAUGAGGCCUUUGCCUUCCGGGAUGACACCUCUGCAGCCUCCUCUGACUCGGACUCAGCCUCCUAUGCAGGGGCAGAUGAUGAUAGGCUGUAUAGUGGGGAACCCCAUGCCCAGCCCAGUGCCCUGCUGCAGGACAGUGCCCAGAAGACAGAGCAGGAGCAUAGAAGGGGGACUGCUUUCUGGAGCCCAGAGGCCAUCAGAACAGUAACCAACCCUCAGGUCUCAGAGGGAGAGGCUCAUCUCGCCCACAGCCAGGAAUCAACUUCAGAAAUGGAAGAAGGCCUUGCUUUAAGCCAAGAGUCUGAAACUACUGUGACCCCUCAUGCUCUGCAGGCAGCCCUAGGCCUUCAGAUGGAGGCGGCUUCCAGGGUGCCCCCUCAGGUUGGUGAAGAAGAAGCUGACUCUACCACUGGACAAGCACCUGCCACUAGGGCACUGCUUCAGCUUUCCAAGGAGGUGAUGAGUGCUACCUUAGGUCAGGAGCCCAUCAUUGUAGAACCACAACCAGUUCUUCAAGAAGCAGCAAGUCCCACCUUGUACACAGAGCCUCCUGAGAACUCAAAGGAAGAGGACCGAGGUCUCCCCUCAGGCCUGGAGACUGUAGUUGCAGCCACACAGGGGCUCCAGCAGGCUGAAGGGGGUGGCAUUCUACUCGAGGACUCUCCUGAGGCAGCACUUUCACCCCUUCAGGAAGCAGAUCCCACUUUAGGCCUAGAGCCUAUGGCUGGGGCCACACCAGAGCCCCAGCAGCCUGAAGAGAUUGUCACCGUACCCCAAAUGCCUCCACCCCUGCAAGAUGCAGAUUCCACAUGGGGCUUAGAGACCGUGGCUGGGGCCAUAACAGAGCCCCAGCAGGCUGAAGGGAGGGUCACCAUACCCCAGGACCCCCCUGAGACAGAACUUCCACCACUGCAAGAUGCAGAUCCUACCUUGGGCCUAGAGCCUAUAGCGGCAGCCACACCAGGGCCUCAGCAGGCUGAAGAGAGUAUCACUAUACCCCAGGACUCCCCUGAAACAGAACUUCCACCCCUGCAACAUGCGGAUACCACCUUAGGCCUGGAAUCUGUGGCUGGGGCCAUAAUAGAGCCCCAACAGGCUGAAGAGUGUGUCACCGUACCCCAGAACUACACUGAGACAGAACUUCCACCUGGGCAAGAUGCAGAUGCCACCUCAGGCCUGGAAUCUGUGGCUGGGGCCAUAACAGAGCCCCAACAGACUGAAGAGUGUGUCACCAUACCCCAGGACUCCCCUGAGACAGAACUUCCACCCCUGCAAGAUGCAGGUCCCACCUCGGGCCUAGAGCCUGUGGCUGCAACCACACCAGGGCCCCAGCAGGCUGAAGAGAGUGUCACUGUACCCCAGGACUCCACUGAGACAGCAUUUCCACCCCUGCAAGAUACAGAUCCCACCUUGGGCCUAGAACCUCUGACUGAAGCCACACCAGGGCUUCAGCAGGCUGAAGAGUGUGUCACCAUACUCCAGGACUCCCCUGAGACAGAACUUCCACCCCUGCAACAUGCAGGUCCCACCUCAGGACUGGAGUCUGUGGCUGGGGCCAUAAUAGAGCCCCAGCAGGUUGAAGAGAGUGUCACCGUACCCCAGGACUCCCCUGAGACAGCAUUUCCACCCCUGCAAGAUACAGAUCCCACCUUGGGCCUAGAACCUCUGGCUGAAGCCACACAAGGGCUUCAGCAGGCUGAAGAGUGUGUCACCAUACUCCAGGACUCCCCUGAGACAGAACUUCCAUCCCUGCAACAUGCAGGUCCCACCUCAGGACUGGAGUCUGUGGCUGGGGCCACAAUAGAGCCCCAGCAGGUUGAAGAGAGUGUCACCGUACCCCAGGACUCCCCUGAGACAGCAUUUCCACCCCUGCAAGAUACAGAUCCCACCUCAGGCCUAGAACCUCUGGCUGAAGCCACACAAGGGCUUCAGCAGGCUGAAGAGUGUGUCACCAUACUCCAGGACUCCCAUGAGACAGAACUUCCACCCCUGCAAGAUGCAGAUCCCACCUCAGGCCUAGAACCUCUGGCUGAAGUCACACCAGGGCUUCAGCAGGCUGAAGAGAAUGUUACCAUAUCCCAGGACUCUCCUGAGACAGAACUUCCACCCCUGCAAGAUGCAGAUCCCACCUCAGGCCUAGAGCCUGUGGCUAUAGCCACACCAGGGCCCCAGCAGGCUGAAGAGUGUGUCACCAUACUCCAGGACUCCCCUGAGACAGAACUUCCACCCCUGCAAGAUGCAGGUCCCACCUCAGGCCUAGAGCCUGUGGCUAUAGCUACACCAGGGCCCCAGCAGGCUGAAGAGAGUAUCACCAUAUUCCAGGACUCGCCUGAGACAGAACUUCCACCCCUGCAAGAUGCAGAUCCCACCUCAGGCCUAGAGCCUGUGGCUAUAGCCACACCAGGGCCCCAGCAGGCUGAAAAGAGUGUCACCAUACCCCAGGACUCCCCUGAGACAGAACUUCCACCCCUGCAAGAUGCAGGUCCCACCUCAGGCCUGGAGUUUGUGGCUGGGGCCAUAACAGAGCCCGAGCAGGCUGAAGAGUGUGUCACCAUAUCCCAGGACUCCCUUGAGACAGCACUUCCACCCCUGCAAGAUGCAGAUCCCACCUCAGGCCUAGAGCCUGUGGCUACAGCCACACCAGGGCCCCAGCAGGCUGAAGAGAGUGUCACCAUACUCCAGGACUCCCCUGAGACAAAAUUUCCACCCCUGCAAGAUGCAGAUCCCACCUCAAGCCUAGAGCUCGAGGCUGCAGCCACACCAGGGCCUCAGCAGGCUGAAGAGAAUGUCACCAUACCCCAAGACUCCCCUGAGGCAGCACUUCCACCUGGGCAAGAUGCAGAUCCCACCUCAGGUCUGGAGCUUAUGGCUGGGGCCAAACCAGAGCCCCAACAAGCUGAAGAGAGUAUCACCAUACCACAGAGCUCCCCUGAGAGAGCACUUCCACCCUUGCAAGAUGCAGGACUCACCUUAGCCUCGGAGCCCAUGGCUGGAGACACCCAUGGGGCCCCAGGGAAUAAGCUCAUGGCUUCUGUGACCCAGCAGGAAUUAGGUCUGGCCUUAGAACUAAGGCCAGAGCCUGGGGAGCAUGAUGCAGGCCCUGAUGGAGACCCAGAGCCUUCAGCCUUGAACCAGACCCAAAAGGAUGGCCCAGAACCAACUGCAAAGACUGGAACUCCUUGGGCCCCAAGGGAAGAGGCAGGUCCCACCUUAGGCAUGGAGGCCCCUGGUCCCCCUGAACCUGCCUCUGGCACUGGAAAAGAAGUAGCUGUGGACCUUUCGGCACCUGAGGGGGAAAUAUGUCUUGAAGCCUGUGUGUACGUGGGUGAUGGGGCCAAGACCUAUUCGCCUCCAAAGGAGGCCCUGGGGGCUAAGAGCAAGAGGGGUGUAGGCCCCAAGCCACCAGCACAGGAAGGUGGGCCUGCAUCAGUGCCCCAAGGUGUGAGAGAGGCUCCCAAGGCAUGUCCUACUGCCUGCCCGGAGGUCACACAGGCACAGACCCUGAGCCCAGCCAAGAAAGGAAGGGGUCUAAGCAGCAAGGCCACCCUGGAACCCAGACUUCCCUUAGCUGUGGCCAAAGAGGCCAGGCUAAGUUCAGGCCCAAAGUCCCCAGCAAAGGCUGCAUCCAGGCUGGUCAGGGACUUCCCUAAAGAGCUUACCCCUUCUGUAUCACCUUCCCAGUGGUUGGAGCCUUCGCUAGGCCUAGGCAAUGGAAAGCAGCCCCAGAGAGCACCUGGUAUGCUCAAAUCCUCCCCACUACAACUCCCAGAAAACCCUGCCAGGGGCCGGCCUAGUACACCUCAAGACAGGCUCUCAGACCCUGACCCCUCUGAUCCUGGUGUUCUUGCUGGGGAAGCCCCACUGGCCCUGGGACCCCCUAACUCUCGCUUGUGCCAGAACCUGCAGGAAGACUCUGUGGAGGGUGAGGAGCCACCAACCUCUCGGGGCCUUCACAUGUCUCGGGCAGUAGCCCAGGGGGCCACUGCUGCUGCUGCUGCCUCAGGAAACACCCAGCCUCUGGGGACAGGGCAGCAGAUCAGCCUCUCCAGCCACCACCCACUCCUCAUCCCCAAGGCGGCCCCCACGGAUGCCAAAGAUCUGGCCAAAGACCUGGCCUCUCAGAUCUUGCCACCCAGCCAAGUGCCUCCUCCCUCUGGGACCCAGAGCCCAUUGAGCCCUCAAGGACUCCCAGCCCUAGAACAGCAAGAGGACGAGGACAGCCUGGAAGAAGACUCACCUCGGGCCCUGGGCUCAGGCCAGCACUCGGAUAGUCACGGGGAGUCGUCAGCAGAGUUGGACGAGCAGGACAUCUCAGCGCCUCAGAUGGUGCAGUGCCCAUCCCAGGCCCCAACAGGCAGCAGUGAGGAGACCAUCGCCAAAGCCAAGCAGAGUCGCAGUGAAAAGAAGGCUCGAAAAGCAAUGUCGAAACUGGGCUUGCGGCAGAUUCAGGGAGUCACCAGGAUCACUAUCCAGAAGUCCAAGAACAUCCUCUUUGUCAUCGCCAAGCCUGAUGUCUUCAAGAGCCCCGCCUCAGACACCUAUGUGGUCUUUGGCGAGGCCAAGAUUGAGGACCUAUCCCAGCAAGUGCACAAAGCUGCAGCAGAGAAGUUCAAGGUGCCCUCGGAGUCCUCAGCCCUGGUCCCUGAGUCGGCACCUGGACCCCGGGUGAGGCCAGAGUGUGAGGAAGAGGAAGAAGAGGAGGACGAGGAGGAGGUGGACGAGGCAGGCUUAGAGCUACGUGACAUUGAGCUGGUGAUGGCCCAGGCCAAUGUGUCCAGGGCCAAGGCUGUGCGGGCCCUAAGGGACAACCACAGUGACAUCGUCAAUGCCAUCAUGGAACUGACAAUGUAGCUGCUGACCAGAAGCUGGGUACAUCCUGCCCCAUCCCCCAGCUCUGCUGUCCAAUAAAUUGGUGUCCCAUCA
Marmota monax (woodchuck) is the source of this 6194-nucleotide messenger RNA. RefSeq names its product NAC alpha domain containing (gene Nacad). The coding region runs from base 138 to 6122 and encodes 1994 amino acids. The record is from RefSeq and is a predicted model, not a curated record. The transcript is spliced from 8 exons. Lineage: Eukaryota; Metazoa; Chordata; Mammalia; Rodentia; Sciuridae. Gene Ontology annotation, cellular component: nascent polypeptide-associated complex; cytoplasm. Gene Ontology annotation, biological process: protein targeting to membrane.